GAAUCCGAGAAUCAAUCACACCAAAAACCGAUAGAAAUGCCGCUCAACCCUGAAAAGCUGCGGAGAUACCUAGCACCAAAUCCCUAAAAUCAUUUUCUUUGAAGAGAAAAGAACAACUUUUUUUGUGCCAGGAAAAGUAACUUCUGUACAAGCUGACUCAUCAAUGGCUACCGCCACUUCCAUCGUACGGUCUCCAGCGGCCCUACUCCCUGCCAAAGUCACUGUCUCCGAUCACAAACCAACCCCAACCGUUCAAUUCUCCCGAUUCCCUUCAAAACGUAGUUGUUUCACUGCUCUUUUGUCUUCCCUCCACGACAACAACAACGACGACGACAACAACAACAACAACGUCAUCUCGCAUCCCAAGCCUCUUUCUUCAUCCCAGCUCUUCAAUUCCGUAUCUAAUGGCUCUCGCCUUCGCGUUGCAUAUCAGGGAGUUCGUGGUGCCUACAGUGAAGCUGCUGCCGAGAAGGCCUAUCCCAAUUGUGAAGCUGUUCCUUGUGACCAAUUUGAUUCUGCUUUUCAAGCUGUUGAAAAGUGGUUAGUGGAUAGAGCAGUAUUACCGAUUGAGAAUUCUUUAGGUGGUAGUAUACAUAGGAAUUAUGACCUCUUGCUUCGCCAUAGCUUGCAUAUUGUUGGGGAAGUUAAGCUUGCUGUUCAACAUUGCUUACUAGCCAAUCAUGGUGUUCAACUUGAGGAUUUAAGUAGGGUUCUUAGUCAUCCUCAGGCUUUAGCUCAGUGCGAGAACACGUUAACGAAGAUAGGCUUGAGUAGAGAAGCAGUUGAUGAUACUGCCCUUGCAGCAAAGCAUGUGGCUCUCCACAAACUAAAAGAUACUGGAGCUGUUGCAAGUUCUUCGGCUGCAAAGAUAUAUGGAUUGAACAUCCUUGCUCAAGAUAUUCAGGAUGAUUGUGAUAAUGUUACUCGAUUUCUAAUUCUGGCCAGGGAACCAAUUAUUCCUGGCAUCCAGAAUCCAUUCAAGACGAGUAUAGUUUUUUCGUUAGAGGAGGGUCCUGGUGUGCUUUUCAAGGCACUUGCUGUUUUUGCUCUUCGGCAGAUCAACCUGACAAAGAUUGAAAGUCGCCCAUUGAGGAACCAGCCUUUGCGAGCAGCUGAUGAUAACAAUGGUUCAAAAUACUUUGAUUACCUCUUCUAUGUGGAUUUUGAAGCAUCGAUGGCUGAAGAGAGAGCACAGAAUGCACUAAGACAUCUAAAGGAGUUUGCUACUUUCUUGCGAGUUCUGGGGAGUUAUCCAGUGGAUACUACCAUGAUGUGAACAAGUUAUUGAUCAUGUUAAAUAUUCAAUAUUUGAACAAAUGUUGAAGGUUAGAUCGAUGACAGGCUUUAAUCUCUUUGAGAUGAUUUGGUGGUGGAAUGAUGCUGAUUAUUAUCAUUUUGUAGGACUUUGUAUAUAUAUCUUGAGCCUAAAGCUUAGUACAUGUUAUUUUGUUGUUUUUGUUAUUAUCAGAUAAGCUUAGAGCUUGCUUGAAUUUGAAGAUAUUUUAACUCACAGUUGUUUGAUAAUCUUAGGCCUAGCCUUCACUUUGAGAUGACAUUUACUUUUUUCAAA
This is a messenger RNA of Gossypium raimondii (Peruvian cotton), 1570 nucleotides long. RefSeq names its product arogenate dehydratase/prephenate dehydratase 2, chloroplastic. The record is from RefSeq and is a predicted model, not a curated record. Gene Ontology annotation, molecular function: arogenate dehydratase activity; prephenate dehydratase activity. The coding region runs from base 164 to 1276 and encodes 370 amino acids. The transcript has 11 exons. NCBI's taxonomy places the organism in Eukaryota, Viridiplantae, Streptophyta, Magnoliopsida, Malvales, Malvaceae. Gene Ontology annotation, cellular component: cytoplasm; chloroplast. Gene Ontology annotation, biological process: L-phenylalanine biosynthetic process.